Molecule: messenger RNA, 828 nt
Organism: Ylistrum balloti
Lineage: Eukaryota; Metazoa; Mollusca; Bivalvia; Pectinida; Pectinidae
Product: venom prothrombin activator oscutarin-C non-catalytic subunit-like
Exons: 6
Coding region: 1-828 (275 amino acids)
Source: RefSeq, a predicted model, not a curated record
AUGCUCAUGGGAGGGAGCACUCAACUGCAGGUCGUUACUCACUUCGGAAUAGGAGAAGGAGUUCGACAGCUUCAGCUGUGGAUUACAAUAUGUAUGCUGGUACAUAUAGGAAACGGAGAUUAUGACUGCGCCGACAAUCUUAUAACCGGACCUUUGGGGGUCAAUGAUUCCUCUCUGACAGCCUCCUCUUAUUAUGACAGCGGAACUUGUUAUCCUAAAUUUGCCAGGAUUAACCAGGACCUUACAUUGUGUUGGUGCCCGGCCGUGUCUGAUAAGUCGGAAUAUUUGCAGGUGGAAUUCCAACAUGCCUCUACUGUGACAGCUCUCAUCACUCAAGGAAGGGGCGUACCGUUGCAAUACCUGAAGUCCCUAACAAUGAAAAUAAGUCUUGACGGAUCUAACUGGGAAACUGUCACUGAUGAAUCAGGCACCAUAAAAGUUUAUGAAGCAAACACCGACGGUACAACACUUGUGAGUCAUGCGUUGAAUAAUAUCCGCGCAAAAUUCAUUCGCAUCCAUCCAGAAACUUGGUAUGAUUGGCCAUCCUUCAAUAUGGAGAUUCUUGGGUAUUUACGUAGGACCUGCUGGAUUGGGAAAACUGGUGUUCCGACCGAAGAGCUUCCUGUACUUCACCAGACGUUCGCUCUUAACAAUGGAAUAUGUGGGAAAGAGUGCCACAAAUACCAGUCGUGUGGAAGUUAUAUGUUUGACUUCGAUAAUAGGGAAUGUCACCUUUACUCCAUUCAGACAUUCAACGUUACGACAACUCGGUCAGCCUCUCUGGGAAGAAAAGUAUAUUUCGUGAAUAACCCUGAUUGUAUUCCUUGA